Molecule: messenger RNA, 1887 nt
Organism: Dendronephthya gigantea
Lineage: Eukaryota; Metazoa; Cnidaria; Anthozoa; Malacalcyonacea; Nephtheidae
Product: CDK5 regulatory subunit-associated protein 3-like
Exons: 17
Coding region: 93-1673 (526 amino acids)
Biological process (GO): regulation of cyclin-dependent protein serine/threonine kinase activity; regulation of mitotic cell cycle
Cellular component (GO): endomembrane system
Source: RefSeq, a predicted model, not a curated record
AGAAACGUGUACUAUGUAAAAAUAAAGAAAGAUAAAUUUUAUGUACUUUGGUGUUAAAUUUUAGUUCCUUCUAUUUCAAGAAUCUUUUUAAAAUGCAGGAUGAAGCAGUGAGUGAGCGACAGAGUCUUCCAAUUGAUAUCUAUUACAAUAAACUUCUUGAAUGGUUGAUUGACCGUCGACAUUGCCAACCAAAAUGGCAAGAUUCAGCCCUUGUGAUAAGAGAAAAGAUUAAUGAAGCUAUUCAAGACAUGCCUGCUGUUGAUGAAAUCAUGCAACUUCUGUCUGGCAGUUAUAUAAAUUAUUUCCAUUGCGUAAGAAUUGUAGAAUUAUUGAAAGUAUCAGAAUCUGCAACCAAAAAUAUUUUUGGAAGAUAUUCAUCUAAAAGAAUGAAGGAUUGGUUAGAAAUCUUACAACUGUAUGAAACUGAUAAUUUGGGCUUAGCUGAGGCAAGUCAUAUGCUAAUACGAAAUGUAAACUAUGAAAUUCCUUCAUUAAAAAGACAAAUUGCUAAAGAUCAACAAACACAAAGGGAUUGUACAAGAAAAGAAAGCGAAUAUGCAUUAAAUGCAAAUAACUUUAAAGAAAAAUAUCAUCAUGUUUGCAAACAGAUGGGGAUCAAGGGUACUGAUAUAAGAGAGGAACUUCUCUUGUUAUUGAAUGAUUUACCAAUGCUCUAUGAUGAUGUGUGUGGUAAAACUACAAGAUUAAAUGAUAUUCUACAUUUUUAUGUGGCUUUUGUGGAUUUCAUUUCUCCUCGGAAGGAUGAGAGUGCACGGAAGAACAAGGACUUGUGUCCAGUAAUAUGCCACAUAAUGGAACAUGGAAAUACAUCUGUUUACCAAUGGAGAACUGGGAAUAUUCCAACGCUUAUUAUCAAUCCAGACCAGGAAAACGAAACAACAGACAACACAGAAUCAUCAGAGAUAAACUGGGAUAUUACGGAUGAUACCUCGAAGGGCGAAGAAAAUGGUGCUAUUGAUUUUGGUGAAAAUAUCGAUUUUGGUGAUAAUAUCGAAAGUAUUGAUUAUGGCGAUAAUAUUGAUUUUGGCGAUAAUAUUGAUUAUGGAAAUGGAGAUGGACAAGCAAUAGACUUUGGAGAUUCUAUUUCAAAUGAAAUAAAAAUUGAAGACUCUGGUGAUGAUGGCAUAGCUCAAGGUACGGAUGCCUUAACCAUGCUGGCCUAUCCACAAACCAGGAAUAGUUAUAUCGACGAAGUUUUAGAGCUUCAAGCGUUCCUGGAUCAAAGAUUGAAAGAAAUGGAAGAUGAUACGAAUAUUUUGUCUUCUAAUCAGUUUCAGUCUUCUCGCGAUAUCCUACAAAGACAAUCACGUGAGAGUGUCCAAGCGAUGAAAGAUCAAAUCGAUGACAUUGUAAACGUUUUAACAUCAGUCAAAAUACAAAACUUGUUUUUAAUAAAAGCCUCGCCAAGAUACGUUGACCGCUUAACGGAAUCCCUACAACAUAAACUGAAGUUAUCCGAAAAGAUGCAAGCUUCGUGCAAAGUUUUAGCUGAAAGAAAACGAGAAGCCGCGGCUCAUCAAAGUGAACUGGAACCAAAACUUGACGUCAUUGUGACGAAGACUAAACAACUACAGCAACAGAUUUCUGAAGAAAUUUCCAAGAAAUACGACAACAGGAUUGUGAAUAUUAUGGGUGAAGUAAACUCUAUAUAAAAAUUGCAUUUCAACAACAAUUAUACAUUCGAAGCAAUGUACGUCAACAGAUUUCUACUUUGGAUCGACUAUUAAUAUUGAAAACAUUUAGGGUCAAUAGGCAUAGUAGACGUAUUUAUUGACAAAAUUCCGUGAAUGCUGAGAGCGAUAACUAUUCUAUCGGCGAUAACUGACGAAAACUGACGUGCUUUGUUAUCGCCGACAGUUGGUGACA